AUGCCUUUAGAUGAAGGAGAGGCUCUUUUGAGGGCGGUGCAUCAAGUUCGCAAGGCGUGCAGUGAUGUGUCUAGUGCAACCGCCGAGUUGGGAACAGCACGUGAUGCCAUGGCACGCGAAAAAUUGCGGAAGUCACGCCUAUUAGUUACGCAAUGUGAAGAAAGGGCUGGUGGUAUCCUUGCCGCUGGCAUAGACGCGGAGUUGUCGGCUUUGCGUGGACAAUACAACGCGGUUAGAGCAGAUUUUGAUCGAGUCAACAGGGAGGCAAUUCGAAGGGAGAAACAGACGUGGCGCCCUCUUUUUCAGAAUGAUGCCGUGGAGGGAGACGGGCGUGGUGAUGUGAGCGUAUCUCCUGCGGCCCAAAAUUCUGGGCGUGUGCAAGAGAUUCGAGCAAUUGACAUGUCAGGUCUUUAUACGGAGGAGGCCCUCCAACGGGAAAAACUUCUUGGCGUGAGAGAAAUUGAGAGCAACAUGAUGGACCUUCGGAGCAUGUAUCAGGAAUUUCACGAUCUUGUGCAUCAUCAGCAAAGCAAUCUGGACAGUAUGACGGGAAAUGUUUCGGUUGCAAAGUCAUCUGUGGAGGGUGGAGCGAGGGAGCUUUCACAAGCCUCCAGACGGCAGAAGUGUGGCCGAAAGUUGUUGUGUACUGUCGCUAUUAUUUUGUUUAUUGUCAUUAUUGGGGUGGUUGUUGUGGUGCUUGUUGCGAAGAGAUGA
This is a messenger RNA of Trypanosoma cruzi, 714 nucleotides long. RefSeq lists its product as uncharacterized. Gene Ontology annotation, biological process: vesicle fusion; intracellular protein transport; exocytosis. Lineage: Eukaryota; Euglenozoa; Kinetoplastea; Trypanosomatida; Trypanosomatidae. Gene Ontology annotation, molecular function: SNAP receptor activity; SNARE binding. The record is from RefSeq and is a predicted model, not a curated record. Gene Ontology annotation, cellular component: plasma membrane; SNARE complex; endomembrane system. The transcript has a single exon. The coding region runs from base 1 to 714 and encodes 237 amino acids.